This is a messenger RNA of Botrytis cinerea B05.10, 6512 nucleotides long. RefSeq lists its product as hypothetical. Gene Ontology annotation, molecular function: DNA-binding transcription factor activity; DNA binding. The transcript is spliced from 5 exons. The coding region runs from base 3455 to 5302 and encodes 615 amino acids. Gene Ontology annotation, cellular component: nuclear chromosome. The record is from RefSeq and is a predicted model, not a curated record. Gene Ontology annotation, biological process: positive regulation of transcription by RNA polymerase II; meiotic cell cycle. NCBI's taxonomy places the organism in Eukaryota, Fungi, Ascomycota, Leotiomycetes, Helotiales, Sclerotiniaceae.
GAUGAUUUGCAGAAAAAGGAAAUCGUGUGAGGCUCUCAAAGGACGCUCCGGGCACCCUAAGCCGGCGGUACCUGGUGGAUACGAUAGCUCAGAUUUGGUAGAUCAUCCACAUACGUGCUCCACCAAAUCUAGAUAGACUUCCAGCAACUAGACAUUGUGUUCCUGCAUCGAAGGACCCCCAGUUCAAGUGUUAGUUUGCCAACGCAAAAGAAGGUCGUUACGGCUGCUUGCUUGACCACGAACUUUAGUUUUUUUUUUCAUUGGCUCUAUUCUAGGCUCACACACUGCUCCCUAAACUAUCGACAAUGAUCUCGAGCUAGAUCAUACAUCUUGUGCUGCUUGUCAGUAAAGCUUAAAGGAAGCUAAUACACUCGAGGUCUUCCUAUCAAAGUUUUAGUUGGUUCCAAAGAAAAGAAGGAUCACUAUCAUUUGGCCCUUGAUCUUGCACAACGUUCUUUUCACCCGGAAGCUUUAUUGAUUCAAACUUUGUACGAGUAUCUUUCGGUACCUCCGGCUUUUGGUAACGUUAAAUCCAGUUCCAGGAGAUUGGAACUUGUCAUAGCCAAAAAUCACGUCAACCUGCUCGAAAGAGAAAGAACUGAUAUGUACUAGCAGAGAUAGACGUAUUGACUACUCCACGUGCUAAUAAGCAGCAAACAUUUUGAGACUUUCCAACCAAACUCGACGGCGUUAGUAUCAAUAGUCGGGUAUCAUAUAUCUCAACAUCUCUCCUCGUUGAAAAUAAACUGCAGCUUGCAAUAUACUCAUCAUACAUAUCACACAUAUCAAUAUCAUUAAUCUGCAAGAUCCUGCUCCUUCAACAUCAUCUCGCACCAAUAUAAAAUUACGUUACCAGCGGACGUUUCAAGUCAGCCUCAAGGAUACAGAUUAUCAUCCAUUCACACAUCCCUUCUCAGCAUAUCAAAUUUGUUCUGGCGGCAAGUUCAAGGGGACACCUGUCGCCAAUCAAGCUUGCAGUACUGCGUUCAGCACACCAGCACUCUCCAUACAGAUAUCCAAACUUCAACGAAUUGAAAAUUGGCUCAUCCCCCAACAGUUUUCGUACGUUAGUUCUCCAGAAAUUUCUGCAAUUUUCCGCAAUCGCAUUGUCGCAAUUGAACUCGAUCGGAUUAACCCCCGAGGCAAACAUUGAAACAAAAUAAGAGGAUAUCCAGACGGAAGAGUGAAAUAUUUCCGUCUCAAACAAUAACUUUCUCAAUCUGCUCGUUGAUGUUCGUUCUAUAAAAGAACACACAAUACCAUCCAUACUUCGUUGAGACAUCCGAAAGCACCAUUCACGCGCACGCUUACCCACCAUCCCAGACUUAUCCUCGCCUGCAUACUUUACAGUACAUCCACUACAACCCACCGUACUAUACUUAACUCGCUCGCUCCAUCAAUCAAGCAUCAGCAAUCUGGAACAUUUUCAUAAUCGGCAUACUCUUGCCUGCACACGGGUAGCUCUCACCUCACUACACGCACGGCCUGCCCAACGACGGCUAUUACUUCAUUUGUUCCAAUACUUGGCCCCCAACAUUAGAGGAUCAGCAGGCAUUAGACUUCAAGGGACCGUGAAUCCAUUUUCACAUCCAUACAGCCCAGCCAGCCUAUCAAGAACGCAUCAAGUCAUCGCUGCCCAUCGUCGGAAGCUGGUUCCAGUUCCCACGAGGCGCCAGCUACCACCCCCGAAAACUUAGAUUGCGACCAUUGCACGCAAGCUCGGAGCUACUUUACCGUUGCGCUUCCGCGACCCAGGUGAACCCCUAAAACGGUAAAACAUUCGAAAAGAGCGUUGCCGAAGACAGCAAGCAAUUUAGCAGACAGACCAGCGACGCGGUGCAGUGCAGUGCGUCUCAGCACAGCAACGAGCUGCGACUGGACAAAAGGAGGUUCCCGAAAUACAUUGGAAGGAGAAGUCAAUCAAUAGGAAAAAAAUCAGACCUCGAUUAGUAGCAGCUCGCUCAAUUGUGGGACUGUUGGAUUCGUCGAAUCUUCUUAACACGACCUUUUUUUCUUUCUUGCAUCCGUUCCAUCGUUACACGCCGCUUUGAAUCGUUCCCCUGUGCGUGAGGAUUUGAAACAAUAAGCCGGGGACGGGUAAGAUUUAAGCAAGAAACUCAGCAUCUCCCUACCGAACGUUGAGAAGUACGGACGGUACUGCGAGGAUAUUCCUGGCAAUUUCGUGCAUAUUACCGCUCCAUUGCAGCCGUCGCAGUAAUCAAUCACACCCUGGACACUCUAUUCAGCAGAUUCGACCCUGUUCAAUAGCGAUUCUUGAAUCUCUGCCACAGCCCUUUCAGCGUAACUUUCGCCGAGUGCCUUAGUCUCGGUGGGCAUCCAAGGCCUUUUCAAGGGACAAUUGAGGAUAUUCUUAGAACUUAACGGAGGAGGAUUAGCGGCGUAAGAAAGCCACUCUCACCACUUUUUGACCCUCGAUCAGCUUUUUUAAUUCUUGUUUCGACAAGGCUACUUGGGACCCCAUCAAAAUCGACCCCAUAGCCAAUCCCAACCCCAGGGCACCAAUUCCAAAUCUACAGGGACUCUUCAGGCCUGCUCGAACAGUGCGUUUGCAUCAGUAUACACUAUACAGCAACCGGGCGACGAAUAGGGAACGGCACUUCAGCUUUUACAUUCUCAGCGUGUAAUUUCGCAAAAGCACGCACGAUAGCUUCCAGCAGUGAGUCGCAAGCAAGAAGCAGCACGCAGCACGCAGCAACGAGAGGCAGCCCUUCACACCCCGCGAAAAAGACCAAGACAAGGCCAGGGGAGGUAGAGAAGUCGGAAAAAAGAAAGGACAGGAGAGAGAAGAAAGAAAAUUUUUGUUCCUUGAAUUAUUGCACAUUUCUCCCCGGGAGGCUUGUUUUUUUUUUAUUGUUUUUUUAUUUUUAUUUAUUUAAAUUGUUUUGGGUUUCAAUUUGCAUCAUUUCGAUUUGGCUCCAGAUCAUUUUGUCGCCUCGACUCUUUAUCGCCUGCCGUACAACCCUUUCCCCCCUCUGGCCUGACUUUAGCACAUUACAUCAAAUUAUUACCUAUAUCAUCUAUAUCAUCUAUAUCAUCCGCCUUCCGCCAAAUCACAGCCUCCGUCAACACCUUUUUCGUUCAACCCAUCUUCCGGGACGGACGACGGUGACAACCCGUUGUUGCUGCUGUUUAUCUGUUCGUGUCUCGCACUCAAGUACAUGAGACGACUCACCCAUCGUCCUGAGAAAAUUAUACCGUCACCAUACCCACACCCACACCCACACCCACAACCACAACCACAACCACAACCACAGCUCUCCACUCCCCUCCGCCGCGCAUUAUUUGUUCGUUUUCAUCGCCACCGUGGACUGGUACCGCUGCGUCUCACUCUCUCCCAUCCGGCUUGACGUCGAAUUUGGACGUUGCACCCACGACUUCACCAAGAUAGUAUUAUCGUGGAAAGUCGAGAGAUUUGGACGGGGCGAGGCUGCAAAUGAACGAUAUCCUUACUCCUCAAAAAUUAACACUCGAUCACUUCAUGUGCUCUCAAUCUGGUAAUAUCCAAGACCUAACCGCCUAUUCAGGGCAUUCGUCUUCGUGCAUUGUCGGAUCCGAACCAGAGCCUGACAGCUCUACAAGACAGGAAUUUGUUCACCCUCCGUCGUUACCCUCUGAUAUGGGGAUGCGAUACAUGACGAUUCCAGCGACAGAUGAUGUACGUUACACUUCCGAUUCCGGUACCUCUCAUAGCCCUGUGUUCUCGAUAGAACCCACGAUACCAAAUUCAAUCCCGUCCAACAUCCCAUUCCCCCCAUACGCGCAUGCCUAUCAGUCAACACUGAACGGUCCCACGUACUCAGGUGGGAGCAACCCGUACUUUUCUCCGAGCUCGUCUUUAUUUUCUAUGCCCGAUCUUAAACCCCGCUUGAACUCUAUUCACUCCUCCCCUGGAAUGGCACCACCCUCACGCUCACCAGCCUUACCACAUCCACAAUCACCAAUAAGCACACGAGAUUUAUACGCAAGUGCAACACCACAUUUACGAAGAGCGGACGGAAUUUCAAGAUCUCCGUCGACCUCUGGAACUGUAAGAGGCGUACCGUUAUCACCAUCCAACAGCGGAUUCGCAAGUCCGGCGAAUAUGGAGGGUUCGCAACUGGGAGGGCCACUUACCCCUCCUCUAAAUCCGACAGAAGUCAUCCUCACUUUGCAGGCGGCUGACGGACAGAUCAUCACGCCAGAAAUCUUUGGCAAAAUUGAUAAAGGAUUUUUCAUGGCAGAAAACGAUUGGACCUGCUAUAGAAGAAACUAUUUUUCGCUGAGUUGCUCAUUUACACUUCAACCUAUCGUUCCGGGAGCAAAUGUAUAUCUUUUGUUGUCUGGUGGAAUGAGGCCGCAGGUGCAGCAAUUUGCGAUGUCCAUAGCUGCCGUGGUAGAUUCACGCGAUGGGAAAUCAAUAGAAUUGGUCCAGCACACUCCCAAACGAGACAAAGGACCACAAGAUAAGCCGCCAAGAAUCGCAGUUGCCCCAAGACCGCACACAACACAUAACAUGUACGGCGGCGACAACGGUAUUGGAGGUGGACCGCGCGGAAUGUACGAUGGAUCCUUCGGUCAGUCACCAAGCUCACCGCCGAACGAAGCUACUUUUGAGCGUAUCCAAUUCAAAAAUGCAACUGCGAAUAACGGAAAACGUAGAGCAGCUCAACAAUAUUAUCACCUGCUUGUAGAACUUUUCGCAGAUUUGGGUACUAACCACAAUCAUUCAGAACGCUGGGUAAAAAUUGCCGUUCGUAUGUCUGCACCAAUGGUGGUGCGUGGUCGCUCACCUGGGCAUUACCAGAGCGAAAGACGAGGUAGUAAUGCAAGUUCUGGACCUGGAGGUGCUGGUGGUGCUGGUGGUGGCUCAUACACACCAUCCGGAUCAUCCCGUACCCCGGGCGAUGUUACCAUGUCUGGAACUUCCUCCAUGCUACCUGGAUCCAACAACUACGGUUCUUACGAUGGUCGGUCCCACCAUUAUCGCACUGGGCCUCUCCAGAUUCCCAUGGAACCCACUCUUUCUGCUGAAGAAGCCAAAAGCAUUGAGGAUGCUCCUUGCUAUAUGUAUUACCCAACUCCAAUAUGGGAGGGCGCAGAGCCACGGAACCAGUUGCCUAGUCUUCCGGAAUAUGUGCCAGGAAAAAUCAAGCAAGAAUACAAUACUGGUGGCUACUCGUUGCCGAGUAUCAGUGGUGCACAAGAUUCUUUGGGUAGACAUUGUGGAAGGUGGGAAGGAGUUCCGGAAUCCAAGGGUUAUUUUCCAACAAUGGCACUGGCACAGGAACUCAAUAUCAGCUAGCCAUUUCACACGGGGAACUAAUCGCAAUUUAACACGCGGCAUAACACGUGUGCUUCACUACGAUGCAGCAUUCGUAAUCCCCGUCUUAUCCCUUUCCCUUCCCCGCUCUGGUUCAAUUUUAAUUGUUUGCGUAUCACAUCUCAUAGUCGCCCAUGUCUUCAAUUUUCAGCUGGAGUAUAAUGGAUUGGCUCAUCGCUUGGUCGCUUGAUAUAUCUGCAGAAAACACCCUUGUCAUGGAAUUGAUUGGCGCAAGAAAUGGGAAAGGAUUGAAGACUCAAGGGUCAUGUUAGCGUAUUUGAUUGGGGAAUUUCACUUUGGGGAAUACUACAAAAUCGAAUGGGAUCGGGUGCAUAUCGACUCGGUAUGGCACACAUACAGAGUAGAUCAAUAUGGAUCAGAUGGAUGGAUGGAUGGAAAAAGCUUGCAUCUAGGUUUGGUCUAGGAUGGAAUGGGAAAAAAAUAUACUGAAUUUUGGUGAUGGAGUUAGAUUUGGACUCGGGUCAUUUCUUUAUAUGCGGAUCUCGGGCAUGGUAAUGAUGGAUGAAAUGAAUGGAUGGACAAAUGGGCAACAAAGGAACCGGAUUGCAAUGGAUUGGGAUGGAUGGGUUCAUGAUCUCGCCAAUCGCGGAUCCUGGUGUUUCUUACAUGUGUCUUUGAUGGAUUUCUCAUCGUACUUUUUUUCAUUUCUUUCUUAUCAUUGGGUUUGAUGUGGAGGUACAUGAGAAGGCUCACUGCCCUAUCAAAUAUCUUACUUCAGGCUCAGACACAAUAGUUCCUCUUUGCUUGCAUCUGAUUAUUUCUUCUACCUUGACUGCGUGUUAGUUGAUGUUGUUGCGUGGGUGGACUUAUUAUUGAUGAAUGAAUUUGAGUUGUGGGCUGUUGAGUAAGCGUUUCGUGUUUUCAGUUGUGUCUGUUGUUGUUAUUUUUGAGUGUGGGAAUUGAUAUCGCUGAGAAGAGACGUGGGGGAUCAGAAGGUCUAGAUAGUGUGGUAAAUUGACCAAGGGCGCCAACGGCUUGUGGGGAUGAAGACUGCCAGUGAGCAGAUAGAAAAAGCCAGGAGAACAGUAGCGAGGAGAUUGAUUAGGGAGGAGAGAUAGAAAAAUUGCGUGCAGGAAAUUGAAGAGGUGAUGUUUUUCGUUGAUUUCUCGUUUUGCAAUGCCAGUCAGUUAGGUUAGUCGAUUAGUCAGUCAAUGCAGGAGGCUUUUGUUGA